AUGGACCCACAAGAAGAACAACAGCUGGAACUUGAAGUUUUGGAAUCAAUUUAUCCUGACGAAUUGACGAAAUAUUCACCUACACAUUUCAGUAUCAAAUUAUCAUUAGAUACACCAUCUAAUCGCAAGCAUAGGUUACUUUUAGAUGUUAGAUAUCCCGCAGAAUAUCCCGAAGUGGUUCCAGAACUUGAUAUAAUAAUACCAGAAGAGGAAGAGGAAGAAAUAAGUGAUGAUGAAAGUGAUGAUGAGAAUGAAAACGAAACUAAACUUAUGUUAAAUUUGUCAGAAACCAUUGAGUUUGAAUCUCAGGACAUAAAUCAGUUGGUGUCCAAAUUGAUAGAAGAAGCUGAUUUACAAGUCGGUAUGCCAUCGGUAUUUGCGUUGGCGACACAAUUAAAGGAUGAAGCAGAAUUUCUAUUUCAGAAUAAAUUAGAACAAACACAGAAAAAAUAUGAUGCAGAUUCGUUAGCGAAAGAAAUGGAAGAGCAGAAGAAAUUCCAUGGUACCAAAGUAACGAAAGAUUCUUGGAAUGAAUGGAGAACAAAAUUCAGAGAAGAAAUGAAGGUUGCUGAAAAAGAUUUAGAAAACUUUAAUAAAAUGCAUAACGGUAAAUUAUCGGGCAAAGAAAUUUUUGAGAAGGGUUUGGCUGGUGACGAUGAGGAUAUUUUAAAUGAUAUUACUGAUAACGUUAAAAAUGUCACGGUUUCAUAG
Molecule: messenger RNA, 711 nt
Organism: Debaryomyces hansenii CBS767
Lineage: Eukaryota; Fungi; Ascomycota; Pichiomycetes; Serinales; Debaryomycetaceae
Gene: GIR2
Product: Gir2p
Exons: 1
Coding region: 1-711 (236 amino acids)
Biological process (GO): cytoplasmic translation
Molecular function (GO): protein binding
Source: RefSeq, a predicted model, not a curated record